Molecule: messenger RNA, 633 nt
Organism: Knipowitschia caucasica
Lineage: Eukaryota; Metazoa; Chordata; Actinopteri; Gobiiformes; Gobiidae
Source: the annotation of a GenBank genome assembly
AUGUCCAGCACCGUCUCUACCACGUCCCGUGUAGUUCCAGCGACCGGAGACACUAUGGCAGCUGCUCUCUGGCCUGUCAACACACACACCCACGUCAACAAGGAGCAGAGGACAUCAGGAGACAAGGAGCAGAGGACAUCAGGAGACAAGGAGCAGAGGACAUCAGGAGACUGGAGACAAGGAGCAGAGGACAUCAGGAGACAAGGAGCAGAGGACAUCAGGAGACUGGAGACAAGGAGCAGAGGACAUCAGGAGACAAGGAGCAGAGGAAAUCAGGAGACAAGGAGCAGAGGACAUCAGGAGACUGGAGACAAGGAGCAGAGGACAUCAGGAGACUGGAGACACGGAGCAGAGGACAUCAGGAGACAAGGAGCAGAGGACAUCAGGAGACUGGAGACAAGGAGCAGAGGACAUCAGGAGACAAGGAGCAGAGGACAUCAGGAGACAAGGAGCAGAGGACAUCAGGAGACUGGAGACACGGAGCAGAGGACAUCAGGAGACAAGGAGCAGAGGACAUCAGGAGACAAGGAGCAGAGGACAUCAGGAGACUGGAGACACGGAGCAGAGGACAUCAGGAGACAAGGAGCAGAGGACAUCAGGAGACAAGGAGCAGAGGACAUCAGGAGACUUUAG